UUUCGGUUGAACGUAACCAUGUCGCUGCCGCUGAGAGGAAUGCUUUUGGGACUACUGGUCGUCCCCGCCCUGGUGUACGGGUCGUCUGAACUGGAAGAGGAGCAACCGAAAGAGAAGUUUUUCCUCAAGUCUUACCAAACGACGACUGUCACCACUCUCAGCCUAGCGGUAACUACUGUACCCUACUUCUGCGCCUUCACCACUUCCCCACUAUCCGUUUGCACCGGGAGGAGUUUGAGGAGGAAACGAAGACUCGCCAUGCGAGCCAUGGAACCUGGUAAAGUUACCAACCUGGAGAAGUCGGUAGACGAGGCUUCGGAGGAGGCUCUGGAGGAGAAAGACCUCGAUAGGCUGUUCUUCACCAUCUGGCAAAGCACGACCACCACCGUCACCGUGACGACCACUGCGACCAACACCAGCAUCACCAUCUCGGCCUUGGCCUUAUGCACCUUUGCUAAUUACAACAUUCCUCUUUGCUAAGUUGUGAUUUCACCAAAGAUGUCUUAUGAAGGUCGUCCUUGGCUUCUUGGGGAAAGCCGUUGUGUUAUUUGUGAUUUUCUCAUUGAACGACGGGAUUCCUUUUAAAGAAAGUUGAAAUGUCCAUUCUCAGUAACAUUAUCCUGUCUCACAUAAAUGUAAAAAAAAAUAUUUGGGAAAGCUUAGACUAGAUGAAAUGAAAAAGAAUUUACAUGAACAUAACACUUGUCCCAAGGAUCGCCAUAGAAUUUCUGAACAUGUACAUAGGAAUAUUUUUUUUCAACUUUGUAAAAUAGUGCGUAUAACAAGCGACC
Macrobrachium nipponense is the source of this 791-nucleotide messenger RNA. RefSeq lists its product as uncharacterized. Bases 19 to 480 code for a protein of 153 amino acids. NCBI's taxonomy places the organism in Eukaryota, Metazoa, Arthropoda, Malacostraca, Decapoda, Palaemonidae. The transcript is spliced from 4 exons. The record is from RefSeq and is a predicted model, not a curated record.